This is a messenger RNA of Mauremys mutica (yellowpond turtle), 5179 nucleotides long. It is a transcript of the gene NR5A2, whose product is annotated as nuclear receptor subfamily 5 group A member 2. The record is from RefSeq and is a predicted model, not a curated record. Gene Ontology annotation, cellular component: RNA polymerase II transcription regulator complex. NCBI's taxonomy places the organism in Eukaryota, Metazoa, Chordata, Testudines, Geoemydidae. Gene Ontology annotation, biological process: hormone-mediated signaling pathway; tissue development; regulation of transcription by RNA polymerase II. The transcript is spliced from 8 exons. Gene Ontology annotation, molecular function: nuclear receptor activity; RNA polymerase II cis-regulatory region sequence-specific DNA binding; zinc ion binding. Bases 589 to 2214 code for a protein of 541 amino acids.
UUUACAGAAGACAAAACAGCCAUACUUGUUGGCCGCUGUGCAAAGAAGUGAUGACAUCGAGAGGACAGGUCACAAGCCUGAGUUUAUUGUCAUUACACUUACAUUGGUACUGGGUUUUAUCCACUCAGUAUGAUCUUCUGACCCCACAAUUUUACAACCUUCCACUCUCUGUGCUUCAUAGCACCUCUCCACUUCUAAGUUAAUCAUUUCUCUGCCAUUAUCUGCCAAGAGUUCUUAUCUCUUUUGCUGUCACUUUAUAACAGAGUCCUCUUAUCAACCUGUACAGAGUCAUGUGACCAUGCCGAACCUAUCACAAGUUUCAAUUCUUCUGAUUAGAGAAUAUCAUGAAAUGGGAUACAUGGUUGAGGGCAGGCCACUAAUGUUGGAAAAAGUACAGAGUCCAUUGAAAGACAUACCUGCUACUUUCUGAAUUCUUGGAUUUUUGUUGUUGUUGUUCAUCUUGCUGACUUUCACUGAAGGUUAUUGUAGCCUGGGUCUCAAGGCCAGAAAAGUUUACAAGCCACACCUUUUGCCAAACUCAAUGCUGUACACCCUAUACUCAAGGACAUUGUAUAUUUAUACCUAAUAAUGUCUUCUAGUUCUGACACUGGCAACAUACAGGAAUCUAUAAAACAUGGACUUACACCAGUUGGUGCCGCUCUCCCGGACGGACACGGAGCCCCCAUCCCGGCCCGCAGCCGCCUUGUCAUGCUGCCCAAAGUGGAGACGGAAGCCCUGGGACUCGCCCGAGCGAAUGGGGAGCAGGGGCAGAUGCCGGAAAACAUGCAAGUGUCUCAGUUUAAAAUGGUGAAUUACUCUUACGAUGAAGACCUGGAAGAACUGUGUCCAGUUUGUGGAGAUAAAGUGUCUGGUUACCAUUAUGGACUUCUCACCUGUGAAAGCUGCAAGGGAUUCUUUAAACGAACGGUCCAGAAUAACAAAAGGUACACGUGUAUAGAAAAUCAGAACUGUCAGAUUGACAAAACACAGAGAAAGCGUUGCCCUUACUGUCGAUUUCAAAAAUGUCUAAGUGUUGGAAUGAAGUUAGAAGCUGUGAGAGCUGACCGAAUGCGUGGGGGUCGAAACAAAUUUGGACCAAUGUACAAGAGAGACAGGGCACUGAAGCAGCAGAAGAAAGCUCUUAUCCGAGCAAAUGGACUUAAACUGGAAGCCAUGACUCAAGUGAUCCAAGCAAUGCCCACUGACCUGACAAUAUCCUCUGCAAUCCAGAAUAUCCACUCUGCUUCCAAAGGCCUACCUCUGAACCACACUGCCUUGCCUCCUACAGACUAUGACAGAAGUCCCUUUGUAACCUCUCCAAUUAGCAUGACAAUGCCGCCUCAUGGCAGCCUACAAGGUUACCAAACCUAUGGCCACUUUCCAAGCCGUGCUAUCAAGUCUGAGUACCCUGACCCUUACACUAGCUCUCCAGAGUCAAUAAUGGGCUACUCAUACAUGGAUAGUUAUCAGACAAGCUCACCAGCAAGUAUUCCACAUCUGAUAUUGGAACUCUUGAAGUGCGAGCCAGAUGAGCCACAAGUCCAGGCUAAGAUCAUGGCAUAUUUGCAGCAGGAGCAAGCUAACAGAAGCAAACAUGAAAAGCUCAACACAUUUGGGCUUAUGUGUAAAAUGGCUGACCAAACCCUCUUCUCCAUUGUUGAGUGGGCAAGGAGUAGCAUCUUUUUUAGAGAACUUAAGGUUGAUGACCAAAUGAAGCUGCUUCAGAAUUGCUGGAGUGAACUCUUAAUUCUAGAUCACAUUUACCGGCAAGUGGUACAUGGGAAAGAAGGCUCUAUCCUUCUGGUUACUGGGCAACAAAUGGAUUAUUCAGUAAUAGCAUCUCAAGCAGGAGCCACUCUCAACAACCUUAUGAGCCACGCACAGGAGCUAGUAGCAAAGCUUCGUUCCCUGCAGUUUGAUCUACGAGAGUUUGUGUGUCUCAAAUUCUUGGUGCUCUUUAGUUUAGAUGUCAAAAACCUUGAGAACUUCCAGCUUGUGGAAGGUGUUCAGGAACAAAUUAAUGCUGCUCUGCUGGACUAUACAAUGUGCAACUAUCCACAACAGACAGACAAAUUUGGGCAACUUCUCCUGCGACUACCAGAAAUCCGGGCCAUCAGUAUGCAGGCCGAAGAAUACCUCUACUACAAACACCUGAAUGGGGAUGUGCCAUGUAAUAACCUUCUCAUUGAAAUGCUGCAUGCAAAGAGAGCAUAAAUUAUGCCCAUUAGAGCUUCUGCUUUCAAGAAAAAAAAAUUCUGAACUGCUCCAAGCAACGCUAAUUAAAAACUUGGUUUUAAGACUGCAAAAUGGUAUAAUAAUCAAAUACUUAAUAGUAAAUAAGUGAUGUAUCAGGGUAUUUGUAUUGCAAACUGUGAAUCAAAUGCUACACAUCCCCAAAGGAAUCUGUAUAGGACUCUGUACUGGAAUGAAACAAGCUUAUAAGUGGAUCUAUCACCAAUGUCAACAUGAAAAAAAACGGAACAGUUCUUGUAUACUUAACUUUUCUGAUCGCCACUAUGAAGAAAUUUAGGAACAAACUGAUCUGUGUUAUUAAGCUAAUAUAGUGGAGAAAUUGAGUGCACUAAAAUCCUUCAUUGUACAGCAGGACUUCUAAAACAACUCUAAAGGAUGCAAAACUGCACCAACAACAACUUCUAUCAUCCUUCCAAGGACCGAACACUUACUUUGCCUGUGAUAAAUGUUGUGGCACCUAUUCAAUCUGUAAUAAAGGUCUGGAGUAGCCACGUACUAUAUAGUAGCUCCACCAAAUCAUAAAAGCCUGGCUUUGAAUGUCUGUGUCUCAGGCCUGCAAAUAGAUAACAUGAAGAGUCUGUUAAUAAGUUAGCUUGACAUUCUUAAUAUGUUCUGAAGUUUGUUUUUUGUGUGUUCAUGUAAUUAAAUCAGGCAGUAUCCCUCUUCUACUAAUAUUCCAUGGGAUGGCUAUAAAACAUCACAAAUCAUUUCUCCAAGGCAAGUUUGCUAAUUCAACCAUGUUUCAAUUACAGUAUAAAAAAUGUGGCUCUGGCAUUGUCUAAGAUUUUCAUGCCAAAUAAGCUUGCUGAAGUUUUUCAGUCUGUUAGCCUUCUGUUUAAAGUUAGUUUCUUUUAAAAAUAAAUAAAAUCUUCUCAGAUUUCAAAUGGUAACAUUGCUAAAUAAUGCAAGUCAACAUCUAAAGUGCAUUUAGCUAUGCAAAAAAAACCACAACAAUCAAAAUGUAUGAGCUGAUCAAGUCAAACUGCUUGCUAAGAAGUGAUCUUUAAAAUUAUCAAGAAAAGACAAAAGUAAGUUUUAAACACACAAUUUAAAUUUAAAAAAAAGUUAGGUAAUUAAAAUAUUCUACAUGGGUAAAGAAGAGUGAUACUGCCAUGUCUAUGUAGACCAAAGUCUGCUGCAGAACAAAUAUUGGAGAAGGACAAAUAAUUACAUCUCUAUCCAAAUGAAGAUAUCAGUAUUAUAACAUGUAGUGCCACAGUUAUGAAAAUCUUGCCUUAUUUCAUUAUCCUAAAAGGUAACUGGGCAAAUGUGGAUCAACAUAUGUUUAAAAUAGAGUAUUAAUACUUUACAUUAAAAAGAACCCUAGUGUUUACAUUCUUUAGGUCCUGUGGGAAAAUCUGUGAUAAGAUUGCAAAGAAGUGAUUCCCUUAGUGUUGCUUUCUGAUUGGUAAUUAUUUUACCAGUACUGAAUUACUGUAUGUCGUGAGACACUAAAAUCAAAAAGGGAAUCUCAUUUAAACUUUAAUUUUUUGAGAUUAUCGGCUGCACAAUCACUUGUAGAAACUGUAUAAACUCCUAAUCCCUUAAUUUUGUUUCCAUGAAGAUUGCUGGCUUUUGAAUAGUUUAUUUAUAUUGUAUAUCAUAGUUUCCACUGUAGACAAUUAUGAUGCUAAUUUAUUGGUCCUUGGUUUCAUCUUUAUAUAAGAUAUAGCCAGAAUGAAGAAGCCAAAUAUAUGUGUUUACUGUAGCAUGUCUUCAAGUUAGUGGAACAUAGUUCAGGGACAUACAAGGGUCUUUACAAAUUAAAAUCAUUCACUUGAUUAAAUGUCUGUAAAUCUUCAUAAUCCUAAAUGUAGUUUAUUUAAAUCUAUUGUAAAUUAUGUGACUUGUAGUUUCUUCUGGUUUAUGUGAAUUUAACAAGGUGCAUUCUUAUCUUAAAUUCUUUUCCAAACAUUGUACAUUGUAUACCAAAGACAUCAGUUAUUUCUGCAUUAGUAUAAAACAGAUUAUUUUAAUCAUCUGUAUUAGUCAUCUCUAAUACUCUGUCCAUGUGUAGGGUACAAACCUAGCUAAACCUAGCGUCAGCAGCACCUAGAUGUCGGUCUCACAUCAUAGAAUACCACUCAUGCUUUUUUACAGAUCAAAUGUAAUAUGAAAACAUUUCGCCUGAUUAUCAUGUAUAAUCAAUAGGGAUGGAAGCGUCACUUGAAAAAAAAAGGACUAAAUUUAUAGAAAGUAAGAUGUGAAUGGCAUUUGGGGGUGGUAGUGAAGUUGCUGUGGUCACAUGUACAACAUGGGUAUAAUAUUUCUUUUUUCUUUUUCAAGUGUUCAUAUUCUGUAAAUUCUUGAUUUGUUUUUAUGGAAACACUACAGUGAACCUCACUGAAUAUUAAAGCUUAAAAAAUUAACAAAAAUGUGUUGUUAACUGUAUACACAGCACCAUUAUCUAUAUACAGGACAAGAGUACUAAUAUAAGGAUGUAAAAGACAAGCAACAACUUGCAUACAAUUUAAUAGAAACAGUUUCAGAUAAACUAUAGCAUAUAUUAGCAGUACCUGUAGUUCCAAAAAUCCCUCCAGAUUGCCCAAAGUUUUCAAACAAAAAUCUCCCUAAGUUAAUUGUUAACCACUUUGUAACCAGACAUUUACUUAUGACUGCCUUAUUGAUUGCAGGACAUAUUAGUAAAAGCAGACUGAAAUACAAAGGUUUUGGCUUUUCCUGGUUUAUUAUAGUUCUGUAUUUGUAAGUGGACAAUCUGUAAUGUCUGAAUAUUUGUAUUACAGAUGUUCUGCAGCUGCCUUGGAUUUGAAUCCAUGCAACUUUUAGAAUGUGCAAUUAGUUACUUGUUGAAGUUGAAGUUCUCUUACUGUAUCAGUGAAAUACCUAUUGUCAUGUCAGUUCUUGCCAGGAGUUAUGCAUCACUAAUGGAUUUUUUUCAGUAUUUCAAUAAAUAUUGAUAUGCCCA